AUGCCUAGCCACGCCAUGCUCCUGAAGGACAUCUUACCAAAUAAACAUAAGUGUGAGGAACAUGAGACUGUGAUGUUGAUUGAAGAAUGCAGUGCGAGAAUUCAGAAAAUGCUCCCAUCGAAAUUGAAAGAUGUAGGGAGUUUCAUUGUCUCUUGCACUAUUGAUGAAGACUAUUUUGAUAACGCUUUAUGUGACCUUGGUGCAAGUAUUAAUUUAUUGUCUCGGUUUGUUUUCAGAAAACUUGGAUUGGGAGAGGCCAAGGUGACUACUGUGAUGCUACAAUUAACUAAUAGGUCUUUAACACGUCAGAGAGGAAUAAUAGAAGUUGUGCUAAUCAAAGUGGAUAAAUUCAUAUUCCCUGCUGAUUUUCUCAUUUUGGAUAUGGAAGAAGAUAAGGAUAUUCCAUUGACAUUGGGCAAACCAUUCUUGGCCACCGGCAGAACUUUAAUUGAUGUUCAGAAAGGGCAGUUGAUUCUGAGGCUUGGAGAAGAGGAGAUAUCUUUUAAUGUCUUGAAAGCUAUGAAGUUACCAACAGAGUCAAAUAGCUAUUUCCAAAUUGACAUAAUUGAAAAUGUGGUUCAAGACACAUUCCUACUUCACAAUCAAUCUUAUGCUUACGAGUCUGGCAUUGUACACCCUUAA
Molecule: messenger RNA, 642 nt
Organism: Olea europaea var. sylvestris
Lineage: Eukaryota; Viridiplantae; Streptophyta; Magnoliopsida; Lamiales; Oleaceae
Exons: 1
Coding region: 1-642 (213 amino acids)
Source: RefSeq, a predicted model, not a curated record